AUGGCACACACUGUUGGGCACAAGAGUUCGGUAGUAAGGGUUUCUAUAUAUACAAAAACCAUCGGCGCCGUGAAAGCCGCGGGCGCUCUCCCUGACGGCAGGUACACGGCACUGCCUGUUAUCGACAAGCUGCUCAUAUCACCCGUCAUCCUCUACAUUCCAUUCUGGGACGAGAUGAGCCCCACCCACAUAGAUCGAUCAUGGAACUUGGACAUUGUGACGGUUAUCUGCUUUGGCCCGUCAUAA
Cordyceps militaris CM01 is the source of this 246-nucleotide messenger RNA. RefSeq lists its product as uncharacterized. The transcript is spliced from 5 exons. The record is from RefSeq and is a predicted model, not a curated record. Lineage: Eukaryota; Fungi; Ascomycota; Sordariomycetes; Hypocreales; Cordycipitaceae. The coding region runs from base 1 to 246 and encodes 81 amino acids.